CAUCCAAGUGUAAUUCUCCCAAAUAUAUUUUUUUAAUAAUAAAUAAAUUUAUGAAGGAUAUGGGCCGAGCUCUCCAAAGUUUUGGGCCUAAUAUGGCCUGCCUGGCUUCCUCGGGGCUGUCAGGGCUCGGCCAUGGUUCUUUCCCUCUUAAGCCCAAUUAAACACAAGCAAAAAAACCAUGUUUAUUGAGACAUGAGCUUAGAGCAGGAGUCGAAUAGGAAUUUCACCAAGACCUGCUCCGCUGCAAUGAUCUGUUAACAAAAAUAUACGUACAUCAAUCCCCCGAAAGGUGACAGAACCUGCGCUGCCCGCUCCCCAUUUUCUCUCCUUUUUUUUUUUUUUUUCCUUAAACCCUAAAUUUCUAAAACCCCAACUUUUAUCACCAAUUUAAGGAUCAAGUGAUUUUACUUCUGCGGAUAUGGAUGGACAACCUGGUCAUGAGAACUCUUUCACGUCACUGAACUCUGGUAGGAGUGCCAAUGAUUUCUACCAUAUGGAUGAUCCAAACCCACUUUUUCCUGUGACAGCUGGAAGGAGUGCGAAUCAGUCUAUUCCCCUGUCAUUAUCUCAGUGGAUUGAUUGUCCCAAAACACCUCAAAGCUAUGUUGAAUUUCUAACAGAUAAUCUUGAAAAGGUCCCGACUGCGGAUGUCUUAGAGAGCAUUGGUUCUCCAAUUGGUGGCAUACACGCUGUUGACGGGAUCUCUGAAAUUCAAAGAGAAUUGCUGCAUGGCAAUGAAGCAAAGGCUUUCAGCUCUGAGCCUGAUGACUAUUCCCUUGAGUCAGAGCAUGCGAAGUUAAAGCUAUCUGCCUACACUACCAACAUCAGCAAUUAUGAAGCUUCAGCAAGCGAAAGAUUUUCGAGGCCACAUGAUAGACUUUGUGUGAGCAAAUUUUCAAGCUCAGAAUAUGAGUCCCAUGCAGAGCAAAAUCAUGCUUUCUGGAUGCAAGAACCAAACGAAUACAAUUGUAAUGUUUUUCAACUUCAACCAAAAGAAACCAUUUCUGUACCCAGUUUCCUGUCCCAACCACAUUCCAGUGUACCCAAAUCAAGAACUUCUGGAAGUGAUCGUCAACGAAGGCUACGAAUUGCUGAAAGUAUCAAAGCAUUACAAGAACUGCUUCCAAAUUCUGCAGAGCGUUGUCAAGCAACUGCACUGGAUGAUAUUAUUGACCAUGUCAAGUUUCUGCAGUUGCAAAUAAAGGAAUUAAGUCGAAGCAGAUUGGGAGGUGAACCAACUUAUAAUCCUUUCGUUUUUCUAGAGGGAUAUGGUCACUAUGUUCUCCACGAACACAUGAUAAAUGAACCUCUCGAAGAGAUGAUGGGGAAGUUACUAGAGAUAAAUCCGUCAGCAGCAACUCAGCUGCUAGAAAGCAAAGGCCUUUACAUGAUGCCCAGGGCACUGGUUGACGGUUUGCCCAGAGUAACAUAGAUAGUCCAUAGUCCAUAUCUGCUGCCCUAUCUGCUUAACUUGGUAGUUUGUCAUUACUUUCAUGGUUACCGGGUAAAUGCUCCAACUAAAUACCAUAUCCAAGAACCUAGGUGAUGGUAGUUUCAAAAACAGUUUGCAGAACAAUAGGUAGCUAGUGUUUUUUACGUUUGCAUGUUUGCUUAUGAUAAAAGGGACAUCUAAUUGAAAAGCGGAAGUAAACAGUGCUCGGAGCACGAAAAGCAUUUAUGGCUAAUUGGCUAUGCCAUUAAGUGGGGACGUAAUGCAUCUAUUAAUAUUUGUGCACAUCUCAUAAAAUUGAGAUUGGCACAUGAUGGACUUUUCAAUCUACAUUGUUUCCGUAAAACUAGCCAUUUUUGACAAAAGCAAAUGUAAUCGAACCGGGAAACAGUAUAAAAUAAAAGCACUAGAUUUGUUGCAAGGCAUGUAUUCUAUACAACAAAGGGGGAAAAAGAGGAGUUUCAUCCUCCUGAAAGGCCUUUGUCUCUAUUGAUUUUGUCUUUUCUUUUUUAAAAAGUUUCGAUUUAUGAA
Molecule: messenger RNA, 1981 nt
Organism: Durio zibethinus
Lineage: Eukaryota; Viridiplantae; Streptophyta; Magnoliopsida; Malvales; Malvaceae
Product: transcription factor
Biological process (GO): regulation of transcription by RNA polymerase II
Cellular component (GO): nucleus
Molecular function (GO): protein dimerization activity; RNA polymerase II cis-regulatory region sequence-specific DNA binding; DNA-binding transcription factor activity, RNA polymerase II-specific
Source: RefSeq, a predicted model, not a curated record